This is a messenger RNA of Cheilinus undulatus (humphead wrasse), 1377 nucleotides long. RefSeq names its product solute carrier family 38 member 11 (gene slc38a11). The transcript is spliced from 12 exons. Gene Ontology annotation, molecular function: amino acid transmembrane transporter activity. Gene Ontology annotation, biological process: amino acid transmembrane transport. The coding region runs from base 61 to 1377 and encodes 438 amino acids. The record is from RefSeq and is a predicted model, not a curated record. Lineage: Eukaryota; Metazoa; Chordata; Actinopteri; Labriformes; Labridae.
GUUAACGGAGUAGAGAGGAGGACAGAGAGGAGGCAAGACAGCGACCAGCAGGUGCUGAAGAUGGCUAACGAGGAGCUCAACAACGAGGAAGGGACACCUUUACUCUCCUCGAGCAAAAACACCGAAAAGCCAAGACACACAAUGAUGUCUGCGUCUUUUAAUUUCAUAAAUUCCAUCGUUGGAUCUGGAAUAAUAGGUUUACCGUAUGCAUUAAACCAGGCGGGACUCCCCUUCGGUCUCCUGCUGUUGGUGCUAGUUGGCUUUAUAACAGAUUAUACAAUCAUCUUACUUAUUAAAGGAGGAAACCUCUCAGGGACAAACAGUUAUCAAGCUUUGGUACAGAGCACCUUUGGUUUCCCAGGAUUUUUAAUUUUGUCUGCCCUGCAGUUCCUUUAUCCUUUCAUUGCCAUGAUAAGCUACAACAUCACAACUGGCGAUACACUGACCAAAGUAUUUCAGAGAAUACCUGGAGUUGGUCCAGGUCACCUACUCGCAGAGCGUCACUUUGUGAUCCUGCUAACAACUAUUGUUUUCACUCUCCCCCUCUCACUGUAUCGAAAUGUGGAGAAGCUUGGAAAGGUGUCUCUUGCAUCAAUGCUAUUGACGCUGACCAUCCUCAUUAUUGCAAUCAUCAGAGCAGCUACCUUUGGACCUCUCAUUGUCCCAACGCAGGAUGCCUGGGACUUUGCCAAGUGGAACUCUAUCCAGGCUGUUGGCCUCAUAUCUUUUGCCUUCAUAUGCCAUCACAACAGCUUUCUUAUCUACGGUUCUCUGGAGAAACCCACCAUGGCUAACUGGUCUCGGGUCACCCAUGCAUCUGUCGGCUCAGCGGUGAUAUUCAGCGCCGCGUUUGCCGUUGCUGGCUACAUUACCUUCACUGGUUACACACAAGGAGACAUAUUUGAGAACUACUGCAGAGAUGAUAAUCUGGCGACAUUCGGUCGCUUCUGUUUUGGCUUCAGCAUAAUAGCCACAUUUCCACUGGAGUGUUUUGUUACACGAGAGGUGGUAACCAAUGUUAUUUGCAGAAGGGAUCUUUCAAAAAUGGAACAUGUGCUUGUGACUUCCCUAAUAGUCCUGGCUUGCACAUCGUUGUCUUUGCCCUACGACUGUCUAGGAGUUGUUUUGGAGCUCAAUGGCGUCCUGAGUGCCACACCUCUGAUCUUCAUCAUCCCGUCCGCAUGUUUCCUCAAGCUUUCUCCUGGCAGGAGGCUACGAUGUGAGCACUUGAUACCCGCGAUGCUGAUAUUGAUGGGCUUGUUUGUCAUGAUCACUGGACUGAUCAUGAUCGGCCUCUACCCUCAAGACUGUUCACACGGCGUGGAGAUGUUCUACUGCCUACAGAGCAAUUACUCUAGUACUGCAGCACCUGACUGA